Molecule: messenger RNA, 1170 nt
Organism: Saxophila tyrrhenica
Lineage: Eukaryota; Fungi; Ascomycota; Dothideomycetes; Mycosphaerellales; Extremaceae
Exons: 2
Coding region: 1-1170 (389 amino acids)
Cellular component (GO): cytoplasm; nucleus; proteasome regulatory particle, lid subcomplex
Molecular function (GO): proteasome binding; endopeptidase activator activity
Source: RefSeq, a predicted model, not a curated record
AUGGCGGACUCCCCCCUCAUCACCUUCAAAGCAGGCCGCUGCGACGCCGCCGGCAAACGCAUCACCCCCGAGCAAACCCCCGGCUACCUCUACCUCUACAGCGAAGACGACCUCAUCCACCUCUGCUGGCGACCACGCUCCCAACCAGUCGAUCAACCCGAACUGGACCUCAUCACUAUCCCCGGCGACGCCACCUUCACACCUUUAGUAAAAGAGGCAGGCGCCGAAGACGUCCGCUCGCCGACAAACGGGCGCAUCUUCGUGCUUCGAUUCUCCAGCUCGGGCGAGAAGCAAUACUUCUGGAUGCAGGCGAAGACGCAGCAUCGGGAGGGAGAUCUGAGCUGGUUCAGCCAGCGGGAUCAGCGGCUGGGGCAGAUUGUGGAUGCGCUGUUGAGUGGGGAGGAGGUGGAUGUGGAGCAUGAGGUGCAGGAGAUGAGGCAGAACCGGGAUGGCGGCGGUGGAGAAGGCGGAGGGAGUGGUGGCGGGGACGAGGAUCUGAUGGAUCUGGACAGGACGGAAUCGACAGGUGGUGCUGGGGCGGAUGCUACGGGUGGCGAUCCGCGAGAGGAGGGCGAGGCGAGCAGGGAGGGUGGCGCAGACGGCGGAAGAGCUGCCUCCUCCCAGCAACCACAAGACACAUCCUCCCUCGUCCAAAACUUCCUCAACUCCCUCGGCACCUCCUCCCAGCAAAACCAACAACAGCAACAGCAACGCGCCGACAAACCCUUCACCACCCUCCCCGAUCUCCUCACCCCCGCCACCAUGAUCUCCUACAUCAACACCUGCACCCCAGCCCAACUCGACACCCUCUGCACGCUCCUCCCACCCGAAAUUCUCCUCCUCAACCAAGAAUCCUCCGACUCCCUUGCUCCCUCCGCCGCUACACCCGCCGCAGCGCAAGCGGCAAUUGAGGCGCAGACGGCGGAGCAGAAGCGGGAGACUGUGAAGAGAGUCCUGCAUAGCCCGCAGCUGCAGCAGAGUCUGGGGUCUUUGACUGUGGCGCUGAGGGACGGGGGACUGCCGAUGAUUGGCGAGGCGUUGGGGUUGAAGGUGGAGAACGGGGGAUUGAUUAGGGGUGGGAGUAUGCCUUUGGGUGGCGGAGAGGCGGUGGAGGCGUUUGUUGAGGGGGUGAGGAGGACGGUGCAGGAGGAGGAGGGGGGGAAGAAGUAG